This is a messenger RNA of Ochotona curzoniae (black-lipped pika), 747 nucleotides long. RefSeq names its product C-type lectin domain family 4 member E-like. The record is from RefSeq and is a predicted model, not a curated record. The transcript is spliced from 6 exons. NCBI's taxonomy places the organism in Eukaryota, Metazoa, Chordata, Mammalia, Lagomorpha, Ochotonidae. The coding region runs from base 83 to 739 and encodes 218 amino acids.
GUUCACCUUGCGGAUGCGUUUUUCCUGACUCUUACCACCAAAACCCUCCUGCACUCAGAAACAGGAAAUAAAAGGAGAGAGAAUGGACUCAUCCACAUUAUCCGUAUCACAGUGCACAGGCAGGAGAUGCGUCUCUUCUCAGGCAUUCUCGUGGACGGUGGCUGUCAGUGCCAUUCUACUUCUCAGUGCCUGCUUCAUCACCAGAUGUGUGGUGACCUAUCGUGUCUUCCAAACCUGUGGUGGGACAAGGUCCCAGCCAGAUGACGGUGUCACAGGGCUCUCCUGCUACAGCGAUGGAUUAGGCUCAGUGAAGAAUUGCUGUCCCUUGAACUGGAAAUACUUUCAGUCCAGCUGCUACUUCUUUUCUACUGACACUCUGCCGUGGACAGCAAGUUUAAAAAGCUGUGCAAACGUGGGAGCCCAUCUGGUGAUUAUCAACACACUGGAGGAGCAGGAAUUCCUUUUCCACACAAAACCCCCAAAGAAAGAGUUUUAUAUCGGACUGACAGACCAGGUGGCGGAGGGUCAGUGGAAGUGGGUAGAUGACACGCCUCUCGUCAAGUCUCUGAGCUUCUGGGAUGUAGGGGAGCCCAACAACAUAGUCACACUGGAGGACUGUGCCGCCAUAAGGGACUCUACGAAUCCCAGGAAAAACUGGAAUGAUGUAUCCUGUUUCUUCAAUAUGUUUCGGAUUUGUGAAAUGCCGGAGAUAAACAAUUUGAGCAAAGUAAAUCUCUGAGAACAGAA